UAUCACCUUUGCUGCAAGGAGGAGAACAUGAGUUGCAGGAUUAAUUGGGUUCAUCCCGACAUCAAGCUGGUGCCGCCGCCUCCUGACCAAGGCGCGGGUCAAGAGGCUGCCCCUGACCAGGCGAGCCCUCAGGCGCCCCAGGAUGAGCGGCCAUUCCCAUUUGAGAGUCUGCCGGGGCAGAUACAGGUUGAGAUCUUGACGCUGAUCCUUCACAAGAAGGGACAGCUCAUCCACUGUAUCUCGAGGCUCGAUCCUUUCGUUCAGCCCACCACGUUCCCCAGCGCUGAGGAGCUCGGAGAACUGCGCAGCGGCUUGAAGAAGCGCUUCUUCUGGGGCAAGAAGGAGUGCAGCCUGACGCACGACGGCGUGGAUCCCGCGGCCCUGCUCGGAAUCCUCACCGUCAGCAAGCGAAUCUACUUCCUGGGCGUCCACAUCUUCUACGGCCUCAACACCUUCGCGUUCUCCAGCCUGGGGGAGUUCGGGCGGUUCUGCCAAGGCUCGGGACUCGCGCGCAUUGCUCGAAUCCAACAUGUCGAGCUGCUUCUUACGGGCAACCAGUACUUGACAGCGCCCCCGGACGAGCGCAACAAGGUCCCCUUCUCACGCAGGACCUACGCCCUGUCGUGGCUGGCUGACAUGUACCGGCUCAAGACGCUCGUCAUAUACGUCAACGAGACGGCUCGCAUGUACAUCCGCCGCGGGUACGAGAACCCGAAGAUCAAACAGUUCCUGGCGGCCAAGACAGCGGGCCAGCCGAACCGCCGCUUGGCCAGGUCUUUGCGCUGCCUGCAGGGGCUGGACUACAUCUCCCAGCUCCGCGGCCUCUCCGUGAUCCGCUUCUACGACUUCAACAAGGUGCUGCAAAGAAGGCGGAACGUCCGAGUCCCUGUUCAGGACUGGUCGUUCAGCGAGGACAUGUACAACGUGACGACGCUGCCGAAGCCCCCGUUGCGGUUGGAGCGUUCCGAGCUGGAAAGGCUAGAGCCGUUGCUUGUGGGCGAGGACCGGAACUGGGCGCCCAGUUAUGAGGACUGGGACCUCGUCAAGGCCCUGUACGUGGACACCAACGGGCGCUGCUCGUACGACGAGCUGCGGAGCAACCAGCAGCGGAACCGAGACGCCGAUGUGGCAUCCUAUCUGAGCGCGCCAGGCGCUAGCACCCGCCGGAGUGCAAGUUCUUCAGAAUCGAGCAGAGGCACCGGGUCACACACAGAUUCCGCCUCACGCUCGAACUCGGACUCGGACUCGGAGUCGGACGGCUCUGUCGUGGCUGUGGGGCCUCAAAACCGACGGAGACGGCACAGCUCCCAGUCCUCGAUGUUCGUGUCCCGUGCCAAUUCCGACUCCGGCCCACUAUCAGACGAAGAUGAAGACGAAGGCGAAGACGAAGACGAAGACGAAGACGAAGAUGAAGACGAAGAUGAAGAUGAAGACGAAGAAGACGAAGACUCAGACUCGGGAUCAGACUCUGACUCCGACUCGAGCACCGACACCCCCUCGCAUCGGUCUUUUGCCUCCAUCCUCAGCGGCCACCUCAGCGAAAGCCGCAAUCCGUCGCCGAGGACAGAGAGCACAACAGCCUCGAGAAGCAAAAGCACGCUCUCCACGAACGGCACCCCUCGCGCUCAGCACGCCCACACCAAACGCGAGUCGACAGGCCUGUUCGUCACCCCCGGUCCCUCGGGCCCAGCCCAACUUAACCGCAGUCCAAGAAACAACACACCUCGAACACCGCUAAGCGCCACCACCACCACCACCACCGGCGGCGGCCGCGCCAGCGUGUUCACCACCGCGACAGCCCCGGCACCAGCCGCAACCACAGACACCAUCCCCCCAAGCAGCAGCAGCCACACCCUCGCGAACAGCAGCCAGACCCUCCCAAGCAGCAGCCACACCCUGGCGAACAGCAGCACCGGCCUCAAUCGCCCCAGCACCAGCGGCCGGCCCUCCUUCCACACCCACCCACACGCUCACGCCCACGCCCACUCCCUCGCCCAUCCUCCCCUGCAAACCCAGCAAGCCUUACCCCUCCCCCUCCGGCAGGCGCACGGGCACACACACUCUCCCAGACAGAACAUCGGGACCAAAACCGACGGGCGCGCCCGCCGCGCGUCCACAGCCACCGCCGCCACCGCGACAACAAGGCGCUCGAGCUCAAGCGCCAGCAGCAGCAACAUGUUUGUCACGCCGAGCCCGCAGAUCCCGGGCCAGGCGGCGGCGCCGUCGUUCGGUAGUCGUCUCCGUACUCACAGUCCCCUGUCGCGCCGCGCCGGGGACGGAGGUGCCGAGGGCGCCGGGGGCGGGUCGGCUGCUGCUUCUGUUGCUGGUGGUGGUGGUGGUGGUAAUGGUAACGGUGGAGGAGGUGGCGGCGCUAGCGGGCCGGCGAGAGGCGCGGGUUUCGUCCCGCUGGGAACGUUUUUCGGGGGGGAAGACUCGGAGUCUGAGUUGGAGUCCUCUGGGGCUGGAGAGACGGAUGACGAUGAUGAUGAUGAGGGCUCGUCUGGGUCCGAGUCUGGGUCCGAGUCUGGAGCCGAGUCUGGAUCUGCUUCCGAGGAUGAUUCUGACGGUGAGAGUGACGGCGACGAUGAGGCGGCCGCCACGGCGGAUCGCUCGGGAGGGCUCGGCAUGGGGACGGGUUUGAAGCGAGCUUGGAGAGGUGCACCAGGGGGGGAACUGGAUGGACGGAAGCGUCCUCGCAGCGGCGUUUAAGAGGUGAGCGAGCCG
Messenger RNA from Thermothielavioides terrestris NRRL 8126, 2724 nucleotides. RefSeq lists its product as uncharacterized. The record is from RefSeq and is a predicted model, not a curated record. NCBI's taxonomy places the organism in Eukaryota, Fungi, Ascomycota, Sordariomycetes, Sordariales, Chaetomiaceae. The transcript has a single exon. Bases 28 to 2709 code for a protein of 893 amino acids.